Molecule: messenger RNA, 921 nt
Organism: Hippocampus zosterae (dwarf seahorse)
Lineage: Eukaryota; Metazoa; Chordata; Actinopteri; Syngnathiformes; Syngnathidae
Product: beta-microseminoprotein J1-like
Exons: 4
Coding region: 390-731 (113 amino acids)
Source: RefSeq, a predicted model, not a curated record
UUGUGACUGGUGUGUCCGUUCAUUUUAAUCAUGGGCAACUGGGAAAAAAACCUUUGUUUUAGUCACUGGUCUCCAGUAUCACAUAAUUGUGUGAAAGCUAAAGAGGAACAGCAAUUUGUCGUUGGAAAAUUCUUACAUUGGACAUGCUCAAGGGAUGUUAAUCUUCUACCAGAAGAAAGCUAAUGUUGGCAGUUGCCCUGUGGAGUUAACCAUUGCAGGCACCUUGUACCGGUGACCUAAUAACGUGAUAAACUGUCCACUGUAGUAACCGCUGUCCCUGAAAGGGUUUUAAACAUCUGCCAAAUGAUCUUUGAGAGCUUGGUACUCUCACUGCCGAAAGUUUCUUGCAAAAGUUUGUUUGCUUAAAUCCCAAGCCUCUUUGGAGUCUCAUGAGACGAAUUGCAACAAUGAGAACAUACCCAACUCUGGCUUUGCUACUGUGUGCAAUGCUGUCACUUGGGAAUUGUGCUUGCUAUGUUAAAGUGCAUGAUACAGGCGCAGCAUUUUGCCUGGACGACGUUGAUAAUAAAAGGCACCCAGUCGGAUCAUCUUGGAUAAACAGUGACUGCAUGUAUUGUACCUGCAGUAGUUGCUGCACCACGUACAGCAUUCCCAGACGAUUCCCUAGUGAUUGCGUGGCCGUGUUUAACAGAUCAGCGUGUGAAUUCAAAGUGUUCAGGCGGGAUGACCACUCUGUUGAAUGUCCAAUUUUUUCUGCCGUGGGAAAGUGAUGUUACAAUGACACACUUCACUGACCCUCGCCAGGAAAUAAAGCCACGUAUUUAAUAUUACUUACCGGCAGUUGGACUACUCUUAACCUGCAGCAACCUAAACUGAUGGAAGAAAAUAACAUAUAUAACAAUGACGUAAUUAAACAUUGAGGUUGAAUGUGACAACUGAAUAAAACACGCAAUCCCAUUU